AUGGCCGACCAGGUUGAGGAGAUCCUCGAGGUUCCCCGCGAGUUCUUCAAGGACGGCGUGCAGUUCAUUAACCGCUGCCAGAAGCCCGAUCAGAAGGAGUUCCUGAAGCUGUGCCAGGCCGUCGGCAUCGGCUUCGGUGUCAUGGGCGCAGUCGGAUUCAUCGUCAAGCUGAUACACAUCCCCCUCAACGGCCUCCUCGUCGGCUCUGCAUAA
Messenger RNA from Trichoderma citrinoviride, 213 nucleotides. Its product is annotated as protein translocase SEC6. Gene Ontology annotation, biological process: protein targeting; post-translational protein targeting to membrane, translocation. The transcript has 3 exons. Gene Ontology annotation, molecular function: transmembrane protein transporter activity. Gene Ontology annotation, cellular component: Ssh1 translocon complex; membrane. Lineage: Eukaryota; Fungi; Ascomycota; Sordariomycetes; Hypocreales; Hypocreaceae. Bases 1 to 213 code for a protein of 70 amino acids. The record is from RefSeq and is a predicted model, not a curated record.